Messenger RNA from Juglans regia (Persian walnut), 687 nucleotides. RefSeq lists its product as uncharacterized. The record is from RefSeq and is a predicted model, not a curated record. Bases 1 to 687 code for a protein of 228 amino acids. The transcript has 3 exons. Gene Ontology annotation, molecular function: nucleic acid binding; RNA-DNA hybrid ribonuclease activity. NCBI's taxonomy places the organism in Eukaryota, Viridiplantae, Streptophyta, Magnoliopsida, Fagales, Juglandaceae.
AUGAGAACUCAGGAUGGGGUAGAGCUUAACUCGCCAGAAGAAAUUCAUAAUGGAGCUAUUGAGUAUUUUGCGGAUUUUCUUAAAAAUACUAACCAGUCACGAGUACUUCCGGAUUUAUCAGAUUUGAUUUCACCAGUUAUUAAUGUUGAGGAUUGUACAUGUCUUUGUCGUACCCCUUCAUUGGAUGAAGUAAAGGAGGCUCUUUCUUCGAUUCCUAUAAACAGUUCUCCUGGGUCAGAUGGUUUUGGAGCAGGGUGGUUUAAAUUGAAUACAGAUGGUAGUAGUUUAGGAAAUCCAAGACCUUCGGGGGUGGGUGGUAUUAUUAGAAAUAAUCAGGGUCACUUGGUUCAUGCUUUUAAUUCUUAUAUUGGUUUUGGUUCCAAUAAUAGAGUUGAAUUGUUAGCAUUGCUGCGGGGUCUUAAAGCUUGUAAAAAUCUAGGGAUUAUUUUUGUGGAAAUAGAAUUAGACUCUCAAGUGGUAAUCUCUUGGUGGAAUAGGCGAAGAUGUGGCAUAUGGUAUUUGGAAGAUUUCUGGGAGGAUACUCUUGCUCUUAUGGAUUCGAUGGUUUGCACAGUUAGGCAUGUUUAUAGGGAAGCUCUCGAUUCUGAUGAUCAGAAGCAUGCAUCAAGUACACAACAGCAACACAAGGCAGCACAACUGCGCAGUAAACAGAUGGACAAAUCGUAA